AUGUUCCAGCUACGCCUCAACCGCAUCCGUCGCCGCUGGUCAAUCUCCCCCGAAAUGAACACCGCCACCGUCAUGCCAACCUCCACCUCGCCGCUAAACUCAACGCCGCUCCACCGCUCCAUUUCCUCCCCAACAACCUCUGCGCCGCCAUCGCGCCGCCUGCGGCGCCGACGAACGCACACGUCCUACAUCCCUCGCAUCUCCUCCUCCUCUGCAAUCGUUCCCAGCCCGCAGUUUGUCUCCCCGCUGCACGCCCACUUCCCCGUCCGCUACAGCUCGUGCGACUGGCAGGCCGUGUACUCCACCAUGCGCGACGGCGUCAGUCUGCAGACCUUCUUCGCAAAGUGCGCCGGCCCGGACCCUAUCGUCCUGCUCGUCCGGGACAGCCGCAAGGCCGUCUUUGGCUGCUACACAACCACCCCGUGGAAGUCGUCCAAGCAAUACUAUGGCAACGGCGAGGGCUUUGUGUUCACGCUCUCCCCAUCCGUCAAGGUGCACAAGUGGUCCAGGGCCAACUCUUUCUUCCAGCUGAGCUCCUCGAAGUCUCUGGCCAUUGGCGGCGGCGGCAAGUUCGCCCUCUUCUUGGAUUCCAUGUUCGAGAGAGGAAGCUCGGGUCCCUGCGCUACCUUUAAGAGCCCCUGUUUGGCAUCGGCGGAUGAGUUUGAUAUCGUUGUCGUUGAAGCGUACAAGCUCGUCCCGCCGUUUAGGUUCUCACAGGGGAAGCACCAUUGAGUUACAAAAGCAUGGACUCUGCUACCGGCUCCGUUCGCCAUCUUUCCUUCGUAGGGAUGGUUGUAGCCGUUCAUCUACGUACAAAUGUCGCUCCCAUACCCAGCGAAGGAUUCAACUUCACGAGAGCGGGUGCAUUCAGGAAGCCCAGUGGAAAUGGCAGACACGUUUCGUUGUCUUGACUGUGUGUCAUGCUAAUGCACCGGUCGCCACUGCCCGUAUCAAGUGACGCUUCUCUGCUGAUCAACACCGAAACAACUUGCUCAGAAGAGAACUGAUAUCGUUUCGAACACUGUUCUCUAAUUGCAAGGGGUUACUACCCUUGAAAAUCAUGGAAUUGCAUGCUUGUUACAAGAAAGUUUACACGACUGUAUGUGCACGUGACUAGUUACUUCCAAAGUGGGGGGACAGCCAUGAGUGCCUUCUUUUGAUGCCGAAAUAUGCUGCCCUUCAAAAUUGAUUUAGAUGUGAGCUUUUCAUGGCCAGGAUGUUGCGGUGACCACACACUUAACACCGCCUACCUGCCAGUGAAAUAGGAAACACACUAUUUGGAGGGUUGCCUAGCGCAAAACUUAUUUCUUCUCGCAUAGAAUAGGAGGUCACCUAUCUUAACGGCGGCCCCUACAGUACAGUACAUAGUUCUCAACAUGUCCCUCUACAGCAUUGUGUAUACGUUUGUCUAAAAAUUCUCUCAUCAAUGCCGGCGCAGCGGAACUAAACUUGUCUGAAUGCAUACGCGAUGCUCUGUGUU
This is a messenger RNA of Chondrus crispus (carragheen), 1480 nucleotides long. RefSeq lists its product as hypothetical. The record is from RefSeq and is a predicted model, not a curated record. The transcript is spliced from 2 exons. NCBI's taxonomy places the organism in Eukaryota, Rhodophyta, Florideophyceae, Gigartinales, Gigartinaceae. The coding region runs from base 1 to 732 and encodes 243 amino acids.